AUGAUGGAGCCAAAAGGCGCGUUCGAGAUGGGAAUCGAUGCUAUAGAUGCGAAGUGUGAAGUGCUAUGGCCAACGUGGACUUCGAAUAUGAAGAGAUUACGGAACUUCAAAAGUGCCGGACUUAUCAAAGUUGAACGAGAGUGUCAGAAACAUCUCAUCAAUUGCCCGCAGACUCCAGAUGAAGCAUACGCCUAUGAUGAUAACGAAGCCCGAACGAAAUGGAUGCCACUGUUUGGUGCUGGAGCUACCAGAAAUAUGAAAAUGGCGCAAAAAUGUUUCGAAACGCAUUGGCCAACCAUGGCACUCUCGAAACACAUCUUUGUCAAUUGCUCCGAUCCAAGUCCGGUGCUUCCAACCACACAAUGCUCGAUGAUAACCGCUUUUGAUAGAACAAAAAAGAUUUUAGUAAUGUCAUUCCGCGGGACCGACGGCGAUAUUCAGCUUUCCGAAGAAUUCGUCAACUAUUUCCAUGGGAAGCGGAAAUUCAUUGAUUCUGGCGAAAUUUUCGCAUUCUUCUAUGAUGCUUUUGUCUACAUUUGGAAAGGAGGAUUAGAGUCGGAAAUGAGGAAUUUGAAGUACUUGUACCCGGAUUAUGAGCUCUGGGUAACCGGGCACUCUCUUGGUGGCGCACUUGCCUCAAUCGGAGCUUCGUGGGUGGUGAAGACUGGACUAUUUGAACCGAAAAAAAUUAAACUGCUGACCGUUGGACAGCCAAGAACAGGAGAUUAUGAUUAUGCAUGGUGGCAUCAAAAAACGUUCCCGUUUUCAUACCGUGUCGUUCAUCAUCGUGACAUGGUCCCACACCUUCCGUUCCAAUAUGAAAUUGACCACGACAAGAUGUAUCAUCAUCGCACAGAGAUUUGGUAUAAUAAUAAUAUGACAAUUGGGUCGACAUAUCAUGUUUGUCAUGAAGCCGACGGCUUCUAUUGCAGUAAUCAACAAGGGGAUUACAGUUGGAAUGAUCACAUGCAUUAUUACAAUACUGAUUUGGGAGUUUAUGGUGACCAUGGAUGCCCUAAAGCAUGA
Caenorhabditis bovis is the source of this 1026-nucleotide messenger RNA. The record is from the annotation of a GenBank genome assembly. NCBI's taxonomy places the organism in Eukaryota, Metazoa, Nematoda, Chromadorea, Rhabditida, Rhabditidae.